GAUCAGCACACCAGGGAGGUGGAACAGCUGCAAACAGAGCUGAGAAUUGCAACAGAGCGGGCGGAACGGGCAGAACGCGCUGUAACAGAUAGUGCUAGCAGUGCUGAGAAGCGCCACCGUGAAGAGUUAUCACAACUGGAAGAGUCUUUGGCACAGCAGAAGCAGCAUGGGGUGGACUUGGCUUCUUUAAGGAAUAAGCUGAAGGCUGAGAGUGAUCGUGUUGCAAAGUUGGAGGAGAGUAAAGAAGAACUUUCUAGACAACACCGGGAGGAGAUGAAUUCUUUGAAAGGCAAGCAUGCUAAAGAGCGGGAUAGAUUGGUAAAGAAAGUGGCUGCAUUGCAGAAGGCUUUGGAUUCUGCGAAGAAUGAAGCAGAGUCUAUUAGAAAUCAGAUUUCUUUGCAUGAAAGUUGUGGUCAUAAUUCUUUUUCUGAGUCUGAUAGACGGGUCAGAGCUACUCCUGAUAAAUUUAAUUCUGAAGUUGAAUCUUCAGAGGUUCGUCAAUUACUGAUUGGUGAGGUGUAUUUGUUGCGUGCACGUUGUUCUUUAAUGGAGGAAGUUGCGUCAAGUGCUACCGAACGUUCUCAAGAAAUUGCUGCAAUGGUUGUUAAACUGGCGCAGCAGUUGGGGGAAGCGAAAGCAAGAUUAGCCAUGUGUGACAGUUCUUUUAAUGCUGGUGCUGGUGCUGGUGUUGUUGAUACUCUUGGAUUACAUAUAUCGUUAGAUACUCUGCGUGGAGUGGUGUUAGAAGAUCUGAGGAGUACAAUGCCCCGUACAGUGUUGGAGGAUGAGGAAACACAGAGUGUUUUAAGUGUUGCACGGUCAUUGAUUACUGCUAUCAAACGUGCAUCCUCUUUGUCUGUUAGGGCGACGGAUCGCCAUAUGGAAUUAGGACGUUUACUGAAUCUAACGGCUGCACAACAGACGGUGGCACUAAAAAAGAUUCAUGAUUGCCUCUCUGACUCGGUUUCAUUGCAGAAGAACGAUGGUGCGAUGCUGGAGGCAUCUCUUUUGCUCUUUGGUGAUGUGACUACUGAACUAGAGGGCGUGUUGGGUGUGGAGAAAGACUUCGAUGCUGCUGUUCCUGCUGCUGUUCCGGAUACUAAUGCCGUUACUCCUCUUGGUCAGUUCGUCUCACAGACACAGACUCGAGAUGGCCGUGAUGUGUUUGUGGAGGGCACUCUUCGUCGUGCUCAACAGCGCAUUCACGACGGCAGCACACCGCUACGUUGUUCUUCUUCUUCUUGCGGGGGUGUGGUUGGAGCAACACCAAAUUUAAGGCUGCAACGAACACCACCGGCACUACACCCUUCUAAUAAUCUCAUGUCCCCCGCCUCUUUCUCUGGGGGACGCACAGUUACCCCACCGUCAGGUAUGCCUUCGUCGAAUCGUUACAUCACAACACCGGUUCGCCGUCCAAAGGGCAAUAGAAGUUUUGGGGCCGAUGACGAAUUCGAGCGCGCUAAAAAAUACUUUGUAGAAGAAGAAAAACUUAAUAUGCGGCAGCAACAACGUCCGGUGACCUCAAAACAAUGGGUAACACCCGGGAAAACUUCUGUUAGUUCACAGUAUCGUCCGUGGUAUCUAAAGUAG
Molecule: messenger RNA, 1590 nt
Organism: Trypanosoma theileri
Lineage: Eukaryota; Euglenozoa; Kinetoplastea; Trypanosomatida; Trypanosomatidae
Exons: 1
Source: RefSeq, a predicted model, not a curated record